AUGGCCUCCCACAAGGACCUCCCGCCCGUCUCCUCCCCAUCCCUCAUCCUCGCAAACCCCACCUCCGAGGAGCGCCUCCGCGUCUGGAAGGCCACCCACCCCCAUUGGGGCUCAGCUCUUACGAUUGAAGACUAUAUCCGUCGUGAGGAUGACAACCUGGAAGCUCCUCUUGCUCGGGACGGUGGUGUCACCAGCUGGAUCUUGACUGACGGCAACCUCCCCGCCGAUGGCCGCCCAAUCCUGUCUUCCUGCGAGACAUACAAGAAGAGAGCUCUUGUUUCUAGCAAGGAGGGCGCUGUUAGAGAGGGCACUGCCUAUGGUGUGGCCAGCGUCUUUACUUUUGUCGAGUGCCGAGGAAAGGGAUACGCCAGCAAGAUGAUGUCCUUGCUCGCGGAGGAACUCCGAGGCCGACAGCAAAAGAACCAAGGAGAUGCUGACUUCUCAGUCCUUUGGUCAGACGUGGGCAAGAAGUUCUACAAUGCCGUCGGAUGGAAGCCCUUUGAAAGCACAUACCUCGAGGUCCCAGCCACCAAGAGCGAGCCAACUUCCAACUCGGCCCUGAAGCUCAUCACCGUGGACGACCUCCCCGCGCUGGCAGACCGAGAUGAUAAGCUCAUCCGAAACAAGAUUGCCUCCUCAUCCUCUCAGAUCCGCGCUGCUGUACUCCCCGACCUCACAACCCUUAGGUGGCACCUACACCGCGAGAACUUCAUGUGCAAGCACAUCUUCUCUCGUAUUCCUACCACCCACGGCGCAAUCUACACGCCCCCUGAGGCCCCCAACUCCAGGAUUUGGGCUAUCUGGACCCGAAGCUUCUACGGAGGCCUGGAGAAGCCAGAGAAGAAUACUAUUCACGUCAUCCGCUUGGUGAUUGAGGAUGAGAGCAUCUCAGACGAAGCGCUUGCUGCUGGUCUCCGAGCCAUUGGGAACGCUGCCCAGAAGGAAGCUGCCGAGUGGUUGUGCUCUAAGGUGGAGAUCUGGAACCCUGAGGAUCGGAUCCGACGGGUGACCGAAGGGAUCCAGGAGCUUGGAGCCAAGUUUAUCGUCAGAGAGAGUGAGAAUCUUGCCAGUAUGCAUUGGUUCGGAGAGAACUCAAUCGAAGAGGUUGAGUGGGUUGCCAAUGAGAAGUUUGCCUGGUGUUAA
Fusarium keratoplasticum is the source of this 1143-nucleotide messenger RNA. RefSeq lists its product as uncharacterized. NCBI's taxonomy places the organism in Eukaryota, Fungi, Ascomycota, Sordariomycetes, Hypocreales, Nectriaceae. The record is from RefSeq and is a predicted model, not a curated record. The transcript has a single exon. The coding region runs from base 1 to 1143 and encodes 380 amino acids.